AUGUCACAAACGUCAUCAGCAAUGUCAUUAUGUUCUGAGAAGUUAACACUUUGGAUUCUUGUCGAAGGCAGUCCAAGACCUAUGAAAUUCCCUGUUGAAUGGAAUACUUCACCACCAGACUUGGACGAUCUUGCACACAAACUUUGUAAAGAAAAAAAAACCUUCGAAAAUGUUGAUCCAGAAUCCCUUGAAUUCUUUAACCAUGAUGACAGAAUCAACCCUCUUCGAGCAGGUACUCUUGUCACGAAUUUGAGCACAACUGAUGCAAGUCCUUUGGUUAUACGUUACCCAUUCUCUAACUCUGAAGAAGAUGGAAAGAAAAGUAGUAAAGAACAGGUUGAAAAUGAGUUUGCAUUCAAUAAGGUAGUGGAGGACAUUAAACUGAAUGAAAGUGGUAAAUGUGAGAUCAGUCUUUCAAUUCAAAUUCAAGGAAAGAAGGCAUAUGGAGAAUGGGAAGUAAGUGAAGUUUUUGAGAAGUUCCUGCAUAAGAGUGGAUCAUCAGUAGGUGACAUCAAUCAGUUUGACAUAGAAAAAUUUACACAACCAGACCCAGAAAUUUCUGAUGAUAUAGUUAAUUCCUUUAUUGCUGUUGAACAUGUCCAGUUAAAAGAAAGUAAGCUUUGUCUCAAGAGUGAAGAGUGGCUUGAUGGAAGUCAUGGUUUUGGUCCUGUUGACUAUUCUGUAGAUCUUGAGGAAUUUGUUUUAUUGGUCUGUGAAGCUAAAAAAAAGGAUUUUGAGAAAGAAAAUAAACAAAAACAAAAGAUAGAUGAGACAGAUAUGGAACCUGAACCUCAAGUACAAAUAUAUGGUAUUGUGACAAAUGCAUUAAAAUGGUAUUUUCUUAAAUGGAUUAGAUCCCCAGAGAAUCCUCAAUUAGAAGCAUCUGGACCUCGUUUUUGUAAGUUUGAUAUGACAGAUGCAAAGAAAAUAGCUAAUUAUAUUGCCUCUAUCCUGCAAAUGCAAGUUAGUGGUCUGGAGGUUAUCAAAUUUACAAUCAAAGAAAAGAAUUUGAGAAGAGAAUUGAAGGACUUGGAAGAUUUAAAAGAAUUAUCAGGCAGAACAAAGAAGGAAUUAAAUAAAGUUGUCUUUGAAGUCAUUGAGAAAUUAGAACAAAGUGCUAAAGACUUAGCUGAAGCAAUAAAUACAGCUGAAGCAUGA
Molecule: messenger RNA, 1158 nt
Organism: Entrophospora candida
Lineage: Eukaryota; Fungi; Glomeromycota; Glomeromycetes; Entrophosporales; Entrophosporaceae
Source: the annotation of a GenBank genome assembly